Messenger RNA from Gopherus evgoodei (Goodes thornscrub tortoise), 1533 nucleotides. RefSeq names its product doublesex and mab-3 related transcription factor 1 (gene DMRT1). Gene Ontology annotation, molecular function: RNA polymerase II cis-regulatory region sequence-specific DNA binding; DNA-binding transcription factor activity, RNA polymerase II-specific. Lineage: Eukaryota; Metazoa; Chordata; Testudines; Testudinidae. The record is from RefSeq and is a predicted model, not a curated record. The coding region runs from base 1 to 1110 and encodes 369 amino acids. Gene Ontology annotation, cellular component: nucleus. The transcript is spliced from 5 exons. Gene Ontology annotation, biological process: sex differentiation; regulation of transcription by RNA polymerase II.
AUGCCCAAUGACUCAUUCAGCAAGCCCUCGGCUUCUUCGGACCAUCAUGCCCAGGGGGGUAAGAUGGGGAGCUUUGGGAAAGCCGCCGUUCUGAUGGCUGCUACUACUCCUGCCGCAGGUGGAGGGGGUGCCGGGGCCUUAGCUCAAGCCGCCGCCGCCGCCUCGGGAAAGAAGUCUCCCCGUCUCCCCAAGUGUGCCCGGUGCAGAAACCACGGCUAUUCCUCGCCACUGAAAGGGCACAAGAGGUUCUGCAUGUGGAGGGACUGUCAGUGUAAAAAAUGCAGCCUGAUCGCAGAGCGGCAGCGGGUGAUGGCAGCGCAGGUUGCAUUGAGAAGGCAGCAGGCCCAAGAAGAAGAGCUGGGGAUCAGCCAUCCCAUCCCUCUGCCCAGUGGCCCAGAGCUCUUUGUUAAGAAGGAAAACAAUGGUGGCAGCUCCUGUUUAUUGUUGGAAAGCAGCAGCCCGACAAAUUCAACAAACACAGCAACUACAGCAUCCACCACCCCAUCAGAGGGACGGAUGCUCAUUCAGGACAUUCCUUCCAUCACCAGCAGAGGGCAUCUGGAGAGCACAUCUGACUUGGUUGUGGACUCCACCUACUACAGCAGUUUUUACCAGCCAUCCCUGUAUCCUUACUACAACAACCUUUACAACUACUCCCAAUACCAGAUGGCAGUGGCCAGUGAAUCCUCCUCUAGUGAUAUGGGGGGCACACUAGUAGGGUCACCUAUGAAAAACAGCCUGCGAAGCCUCCCAGCCACAUAUAUGUCAAGCCAAUCAGGAAACCAGUGGCAGAUGAAAAGCGCAGAGAGCAGACAUUCCAUGAGCUCCCAGUACAGGAUGCACUCGUACUACCCUCCUGCCUCCUACCUGGGCCAGAGUGUUAGCACACCUGCGUGUGUUCCGCAGAUCUUCACUUUUGAGGACAGCCCCUCGUACUCAGAGUCUAAAGCAAGCGUAUUUUCACCACCCAGCAGUCAAGAUUCUGGCUUAAUUUCCCUUUCCAGCAGCUCUCCUAUCAGCAAUGAAAGCACCAAAGGAGUACUGGAGUGUGAGUCUGCCUCCGAGUCUGGCACCUUCACUGUUAAUUCUGUUAUAGAAGAUGGUGAAUAAGCAAAAUUCAGCCCCACAUCUCUACUUUAUUCAGGAGAUCAAGUGCAUUCUGUUAUAAUGUUGGUUGUUUGCCUGUUUUGCAUUGACUGAUGCUGAAGUAAACAUUGAAAAAAAUGUUUGGUUUAUUCUUUUCAGACUUGUAUUAUAAUUACUAAAGCUUACAUUCCUGUAACAGUUUAGGGACCAUAGCUUCACAGGCUGCAAUGCAGGUUAGGUAUUUUUUGCUUGGUGUUAAUGCAGUAAUUCUUUUAUUAAAUUUACACUCAGUAAACUACUCUUUACUAAAGUCCUGGAUUGUGGCAUGAAUAAAAUAUAAUCAAAGUUAAGAUGAAAUGUUAGACCCCCUUUGGGGGGUUGGUUCCAGUUUGCAUACACAAGAAUGCUAUAAUGUAAAACAGGUCAGGUAAAUCCCUAACCAGUGGC